AACGGCCUGACUCGGCUUUCUGUUCAUCUCCUUUACAGUCUAAUUGUAGCCUGAAGGGCACGGUUGCCUUAUUCGGUGAACAGGCUUCUGGAAAGCUGUGUUGUUCAGAGCAAUGACGCGACAGAAAAGCGUGUGCGGUCUGUAGUGCGACAGGCAACGCAUGUAAAAGUGAGAUGGUGCUUUUAGUCCAGGUCUUUGUGUAUAUUAAUGUAGUUUUUAAUGCUUUUUUACUAUGUAUGCACAGUUGCUCUAACCCGCUGAUGUACCAGCGUCUGUCUCCUUGUCCGUGUCCUUAUUUGAUCCCAGCUGUUUAAACCUCCAGACAAUUAGAGCUACAUUUGUAAGCUAAGUUUAUGUGUCAAGUACUUUAUUUCUUUGCAAUAAAAUAAAAUGACGUCAAUCAUUUAUUUAGAGACGUUCAACACUGAGUGGGGUUAAAGAUAAUAGGAGGGCUAAAUGAACCCGAACCUUAGAGCGUUUAGCUUCAGGUACUAAGCAGCCCGUUUGGGCUUUCUAUUCCUCCUCCUCUGUUCUUCUCCUCCACUGUCUAACUGUAGCCUAAAGGACACCUUCUUUCCGGUGUGUAUUAAGAAGGUAAAUAGGCUUCACACCAGAUCUUUGUGUAUUUAUGUAGUUUAUUCACCUGAUUUUGAUCCAAAGCAGCAACAAAAGAAGUAGAAUUGGACUGUGACGAUGAUGUUUACAGUUUGUACAGUUUUCCAGGCAGUUGAACCGGUUUUCAUGCAUCUUAAAUGAAAGCGCACAGUAGUGAAAGUUAACUGACUGCAUCAUGUCAUGUCAUCCAGUCGUUUUGCUGAUGAUACAGAUACAUUACAAGAUACUUAAGCAAGAACAAUGGCAAAGCUGUUGCUGUAGCUCUUUACAUCCAGUUGUUGUGUUAUUACGGUGAACUUAAUUUACCUUUGUGUCAGCCUCAGACAGAAAACGUGUGUGAGUGUGUUUGUGAGUUUGAGUGUGUGAGUGAGUGAGUGAGUCAGUGAGUGAGAGAGAGAGAGAGAGAGAGAGAGAGAGAGAGAGAGAGAGAGAGAGAGAGCACAGCUGCAGUGAUAAACAGCAUAUUGUUUGCAUAUGUUGUUCAGCAUAAACUGUGGAACUAAAGCUGAGAAAGGUACAUUAGUCCCUAAUGAAAACUUUUGAAUGUGUGUUUUCAGAUUCUUCACUAUUUUACCAUUACUAAUAUAAUGUGUGGACACUCAGAAGACGCCUGUGGGUUCACUUGUCAUUUUGGAUAAUGAAUACAUUUUUUUGUUAUAGAGAUCACGGCUACUGCUUUAAAUUGUGGCAGAAGUCUUGAGAGAUGAGGACCUUAAAAGGUCCUGUCUACUCAUUUUCUUCUGUUAUCUGUAAUUUUUGUGAUAUUUUACUAUGAACAGGCAGAGAAAGAACGCUGUUCAUCUUUUCUAUUCAGAGAUUUCUAAAUGACUUUUUCUACCAUUUUCUUUUGUUGGAUUUGAGUUGGGUGGGACUAAAUUUGAUCUAGGUGACGUCAAAUCUGUCACUACUUAUGUUCCUCUCCGUCACAUAAAGUGACUGAUCUCUGGCUGAGCCCCCGCCCAAACUCCCAGCAAGGCAGCACAGCUUUCUGCGAAGUAAGCCAAACUUCUGUCUAAAGACUCUCCUGGUGCUUAUCAUCCUGUUAAUCAUCUUCUUCAUUUUCUACUUAGAAAACAGUGUGAUUAAUAUUAAGCCUCAUAUAGUUUAUCCUGGUAGGAAAGGAACACAAAAGGAGAUUGUUCAUCAAGAAGCUACUGAAAAGCAACCUGGUUCUUCUCUUGGAACUACACAUCCAACAACAAGUGCUGAACCACACUUGGCAUGUGGUGUGCCGGUGCAGAGUGGUCCCAUGAUUAAAGUUGCUCACCACAAAGCCUAUGUGAUCGGUUCCUAUGUGGAGCACCGUUUCAACAGGAAAAUGAUACGAACAGUCUCUAUAGUGUUUCGUAGUGAGCAAGUGCAAUACUACUGCUUGUUAUGUUGCGACGGAAGGAACAUUUCUGCAGCUGCCAGCCUCGACAUUCACUCUGACCACUUUGAAUAUGACUAUGGCACAGCGGAUAUUAUUUGUCAGGUCCCCAUAACAUGCACAACACCAACGUACGUGGCUAUUACUUCCCGAACGCAUGAAGGGGGCGGAUCUGCAUGGAAUAUACAAUCCUUUCAACCUGUUGGGAAUCAACAGCCCAGGACAGAAAACUUCCCUUAUGAUUUUACAGUAUGUUUAUCUGUAAUGUAUAAUUACACGAAUGUGUUGAGGCUUGUGCAGACCAUGGAGAUGUUCAAGCUGCUUGGUGUUCAGAAGGUAGCCAUUUACAAGACCAGCUGUUACCCAGAUACGCAGAAGGUUCUGGACUACUAUGUUAAGCAGGGCUUUGUGGACAUCAUCCCAUGGAAUAUGUCACGCUACAUCAAUGUGGCCAGAGGAUGGAAGAAGUCCAUUUCACCAGGGGAUCUGGAAUACUAUGGGCAAAUUGUGGCUCUCAAUGACUGUGUGUAUCGCUACAUGUAUGAGAGUCACUAUGUAGCUCUACAAGAUUUGGAUGAAUUAAUUCUUCCUUUGAAACAAGAUAGCUGGACGGCACUCAUUCCUCAGCUGGAGAUGAUGUACCAACAUAAUGCAGGAUUUGAGUUUGAGAAUAACAUAUUUCCCCUUUCCCUUUUCAGUAAUCAGAAACCUGAGAAUACACCAGCUUUAUGGAAGCAGGUUGAGGGAGAAAACAUCUUACCGCAUGUAUACAGGAUACCCGUUGACCCAAAGGUGUUCAACAAUUUCAAAGUCAUCGCAAAUCCUCGGUUAGUGUUUAAAGCUACAGCGCAUGGCCUUUUGCAUUCCAUGAGUGCUACUGUCAGGGUGGACUCCAAAAUUGCCCGCAUGUACCACAUUAAAAAUUAUUCAAGCCAGUACUUUUCACAAGACUCCGUUAUAGAGGAUACACGUCUGUGGGACUAUUCAGAUAAGCUGAUUCCUGCUGUAUCUGAAGUACUUAGACAAGCACUGAAUAUUCCCUCAAAUCAUGGUAUAAUGAAAUCAUAUCAAAACCUUUUUUUAUUUUUAUUAUUUUUAUUUUUUUUGGCUGUUGUGUUUUAUGGUUUUAAAUUUAGCAGACAACACCCAGAGCUACUACCAAUUUAAUCAUAGUACAGAUGUAUGAAAAUGUAGCAUAAGGAGUCCUGCCCUAAGACUCUUAGUGGUGUCACAUGGUGUGCUUGCCAGUCAGGGCUGCCCAUUCUGCUGUGUGAAGGAUGUUGGUAUUACCAAUGACGCUAGUCUGUGUUUGUUUUUUUUUUCCCCCAUGCAUAUGUCUUAUGUAUAAGGCUAAUUGUUUGUCACAGCGUUAAGAGAAGGCAGCUGUUUGUUCUCGCUGGCAAGAAUUUAUCUGGGAAAAAAAUUGUUUCCCUGGAUAUCUGAAAGGCAAAGGCUGUUUAUGCAUUCAUUCUGGAAUGUGUUGGGAACACUCAGGGAGUUUGUAUUGCCAAGAAGCCUUUGCAUUUCUGUCAGCUCAUUCUGUGCAAAAGUACUACUGUUAUAUUUUUAUAAUGUGAGUUUAUUUGCACCUUAAUCUUUAUAUAGUAACUGACACUUAUUCCAGCUUCCAAAGCCAGUUGUUAUCCGUAUCUAGAGGAGCGUUUGCCUUUGAGUGUUAACAGCAUUGCUGUGGAAGAGCACUAAAAAAUAAUUUGAGGAACUUUUUUUUCUUUACAACAGCUGAUUGUAAAGUUAAAUUAAAUGCUUUUGCACUUUGUAACAAUCCA
Messenger RNA from Colossoma macropomum (tambaqui), 3771 nucleotides. RefSeq lists its product as uncharacterized. The coding region runs from base 1865 to 3151 and encodes 428 amino acids. The transcript has 2 exons. NCBI's taxonomy places the organism in Eukaryota, Metazoa, Chordata, Actinopteri, Characiformes, Serrasalmidae. The record is from RefSeq and is a predicted model, not a curated record.